This is a messenger RNA of Dermacentor andersoni, 4822 nucleotides long. Its product is annotated as ataxin-10. Gene Ontology annotation, cellular component: cytosol. NCBI's taxonomy places the organism in Eukaryota, Metazoa, Arthropoda, Arachnida, Ixodida, Ixodidae. The record is from RefSeq and is a predicted model, not a curated record. Gene Ontology annotation, biological process: neuron projection development.
CCCUCCGCGGCACGCUGCGACCAACGACGCUACCCGCUGUAUAUAGUGGAAAGGGAGAGUGGUAAGGGGAACGGCUGCAGCGCAAGCAAGUCUGGUCAAGUUGCAGUGCACUUUCGUCGGCGACGAUCAGUGUCAUGAGCGAGGGCACGUUUGCUGGUGACAAGAAAGCUAACAGAGACCCUAUUUGUUUGCUUGCCCCUCACCUGCACAGCAGCCUCCAAGAGCUAGCCGCCCUGCGGACCAGCGGGCAACCUGUGCCCAGCGAAACAUGGAGCUCUGUGGAAGCCAUUGCCCAGAAUCUCGCUGCCACUUGGGACGAGGACGUAGAAUGGGAGGCCAUAGCUGACCUCUUUCGCUUCUUGCGAAAUGCUUUCGCUGGUUCCCCCGGAAAUGCGGCCGCUGCAACCAGGAAUGAUGUGCUAAUGCAAAGUCUAAAGACUCUGGUGAAGGGCCUCUGUGAGCUUCACAUCAAGGAUGCAUCCCAUGCUGAGUGUGUGGUUGGGCUUCGAUGCAGUUUACAGUGCCUGGGUAACCUUGUGUGUAGUCACCAGUCCAGUGAGACCCUUGUGUGGGAAUUGCUGAUGGCACAGGAAUCCCAAAUGUGCACAGCCCUUCUUAGAAGUCCUGACGUCAAAGUGCGGCAAUACUGCAGUAUGGUUUUAUACAACUGCCUUUCACCAGCACGCAUGGAGAGUAUCUUAAAAUCGACUGGUUCUGUGGGCACAAUAGAGAGCCUUGCGGACAUGCUGGUCAACACCGAGUCUGAAUGGAGCCUCUUCAUAUUGGAGCGGCUACUUCAGCAUCAUGACUUGGUGACAGUCUUCCAAAAGUUGUCUGCUCGCUGCAGGUGUGUACUGCUGGAUAUUGCUGCUGACGACCUUAUGAAGAAACAAGGUGAAGAUGCACCAAUUCCAAUCUCCUUACCUUUCUUAGAGCAUGCUCAAAGUCAGCUGUUGGAGAGGGUAUGGACCAUGACGAAAUGCUUGGAGGCAGCAGCUGCUGGUGACCCGGAGAUUUCAGAGAUUUGUAAGCUGUUGAAGGUCUUAUGUUUGGCCUCUGCAAAUGAGGAAUUCAAGGGUUCUUUUGCUGAUGGUUCGGAGCUUCUUGCAACUGCAUUGGAGGUAUUGAAGACAGUUCACCUUCUUGGUCAAUCAAGCCAGAAUGCAUUUACACCUGCACCGCGCUUGGAUGACUUCAGUGCUGUUGAGAAGGGAGCCUUGGAGUUGACUGGUCACCACAGCUUCGGCUUCAAGCGGGAUCUUGUUCAACUCAUUGGCAACAUGUGUCAUCAGAACAGGAAACAUCAAGACAUGAUAAGGAACUUGGAUGGCAUUCCCCUCAUACUGGAUGUUUGCAAUUUAGAUGCCAAAAAUCCCUUCAUAAUACAGCAUGUCAUCUUGGCCAUCAGGAACCUCAUGGAAGCAAACCCAGAGAACCAGGCUGUUGUGGGAAGUCUGGUUCAGCAGGGUGUGGUCACUGAUUCUCCUCUGAUAAAAGAAAUGGGCAUCAACAUUCAAUAAAAGUAGUUCGAUAGCAGCCACUUUCAUGUGGAUCCUGGAUCCAUACUGGUUAUCGGCUGUGUCCGCAAUACUGCCAAAGGUUUUUUUAAGAGCGUGCAGGUGGCAGCAAAGAAUUUGUUUCCUUCAUAACGCUUUAUUCAUCGCUGUCAAAACGUUUAUUCUCGCUGUCAAAACGCCGGAGUGAGAAUGCGUGGCAGCAGCAGCGAGAGAAUUAACCUUCGUGCUGUCUCUCGCUUCCAACGCGAUCUAAGUAGCGAGAACACAGCGCACACGAAGCUAUCAGCACUGGGCGCACUAUGUCCCCAUCGCAGAUCACUUUCAAGAGAACACCCGCGCGGCCGCGCCGUAAGCAGCCGUCGCCCGAGUAGAACGCCCGCCCCCCUUCCUCGUAAGACGCCACGCCUCCUCCCCGCUUUCCUCCCUUGCGCGCGCGAGAUUGAGCCAUCAUCGUCGGCUCACAUUCGCACGCUUUCACUCGCGCAUAAAGCAUACGGCGCGGCGACGAUGUUAUCGCCCUUUGACUUUGUACAGAACAUCGCGGCGACGACGACGGCAGAACUACCCCUGGAGUGACCAUAUAAUUGUUGUCACAAUAAAAAGAAAAACGAGUGAGUGUCUGAUAGAUGGUGCACAAUGGCGACCGAUAUUCUUAAGGUCAGCUUCGCCUUACUACUGUUAGAGUUGGCUGCGCCGCAAUAGAAGUAUGCUAUGCGGUAAAGCAUACGAACGUUGUGAAGGCGAUUUUGGUUUCGGAUCCGAUUGCACCCCAUAAAAAGAUUUCAGCCCGAUCUUUCCGAAAAAUAUAAAAAUCGCGCGUUAGAAUCGGGUAAAUACAGCGAUCACACAUUGUGAGUGGUAGUUUAUGCUACCGUCACGUCACGUCACGUCUCACGUCAAAAACAGGCGUUUUCGACGUGAGAUUAUUACGGGUGUUUAACGCAUUGUGUGUUCAACGCACGUGUGUUCAACGCAAACACGCUGCCACUAAAGCGGUUGCUCGUUCAGCCUCCAUGGGAGUCAGGCGCGUGUGUGCCGACUGGUAAAGUUCGAAUUAUCCGUCAAAGGCAAAUUCUUGUAUCGAAAUAACGAUAGUUUGUGCCCAUAGAAAUUCAUGGGCGCCGGCCGGCAACUAUAGUCGAGGUUGAAUUAAGCGGAGUCGAAUGAACUGAAGUCUAAUGUCGUGGUUUGACAGGAUUUAUAGCAAAUGAAGACGGUUAUAGCAAUAGCUGACUUAAUGUAUGCAAUUAAAAUGUUUCCCAUAAACUUAUCGAUUAAAAGGUUACCCAAGGAGUGUCUUCUGAUAUUGAGUUUGUCACUGAUCGUUAGACAAUUUCUAAUGUCUGUGACUGCCAUAAAUAAUGUAGCAAACACUGCAUUCAGGUUAGGUAGUACGAAUCUAUUGCUGUUGGCAGCACGGAACUCGCUGGAAAAAGCAAGGACAUGUUCGUGUACCUCCUUCAUAUGUUGCAGUGCUUGCGUCUGUCCCUUGUGCUUCCGUCUAUAUUGUGCUGUAUAUAGCCAUGAAUAACGCUUUGCUGAUUAAACAUAUCACUUAUCACAACUGCAGUGCGUUUAUGAAUGCUUGGCAUUCUUUGCCUAAACACCUGGUAUACAUUUAAGAAUAAGAUUGAAUCCACCAUGUUCUCUGAAACUAUUCUUAACCUCUUGUGCUUAUGUCUCCCAGCAGAGAUUGAAUGGAUUCUUGUGGUUGCGCAGAGAAGCACUGUAUUGUACUCGCAGAAUGGAACGCGCCAAUUUAGGACUAACUGGCACCCAUACAUUCGUUUCCACCAUCUCUAGUUCGUGUGAUAUUGGUGUAAUUUUGGCUCAUACCCUUAGAUUAGAGUUCACAUCACCUUUAGUGAUCAAGUUCGUAGCAGCGUUACAUCGCACUCUGGAGUAAUUGCAUAUAUGUAGUGUUUGACUUCAAAGUCCUUUUUUGGCGCGUUUCACUGUGUUAUUGCAGUACCUACACCAUGGAGGAGUAGAAAAGGGAUUGGAGACUUUGAAAGGCAGCUUGUGCGAUGCAUCUCACUUAGGAUGGAGGUGCCUAAACCAGAAAGGGAAAGUGAAAGGAAAGAGUAGGGUAGUACUUAGCAGCAUACACUAGUAUCUGGCUAAUGUUUGCUUUUGAAAACAUGUUUUCCUGGAAGGCGAUUACAACAACAGCACACGGUGACAGCAAUAUUAAAUUAUGGGGUUUUACGUGCCAAAACCACUUUCUGAUUAUGAGGCACGCCGUAGUGGAGGACUCCGGAAAUUUUGUCCACCUGGAGUUAUUUAACAUUCACCUAAAUCUAAGUACACGGGUGUUUUCGCAUUUCGUCCCCAUCGGAAUGCGGCCGCCGUGGCCGGGAUUCCAUCCCGCGACCUCGUGCUCAGCAGCCCAACACCAUACCACUGAGCAACCACGGUGAUUACAUCCACGACCAUUCCAUCGGUGACAGCAAUAUACUGAGAAAAAAAAAAUAUGCAGGACAGUGUCCUGACCUGUGUGUGUGUCUGUGUGUUGCCUUCUCAUUUGUGCUGGUGUCAUAAUAAACCUCAACCAUGUUGUUAAAGUUUAAUUACACUUUGUUAGGGUCCCUUGAAGUGUACAAAUUUCUUUUCCAAAACUGUCUAUCUUAGAAGCAGUGGCGUAGCGAGGAAUAUUUUUCGGGAUGGAGGGGGGGGGGGCGGCACUUCCCGGUGUGCUCCCUUUCCCCUUAGCUACGCCCUUGCUUAGAAGCAUUUCAAAUAUUCAAUUUCCACGUGGCCAUUUCGUUGCUGUAUGAAAUGUACAUGCUUCCUUCGUGGUUAUUUGACCUUUAAGAUGUUACAAUUGGAAUAGAAUUGUUACAUUUCUCAGCACUGUGUAACCUCUAUUUGUAGAGAGGGCUUCUUUGCGUGGUUGUGCUGAGGCAAAGCCAAAGUUCUGUUCACUGUAUCGUUGGGCUUUUCUGAGUACAUUUGCGCGUUGCAAGAAGCCACCCUUAGAAUUUGUGGAUGAUGCUAGGUGAGUGGUCGAAAACGGCUUGAUUCUGUACAUUUCUUCGGGAAACGGCAAUAUUUCUGAAAGAGCUACCCGAUUUACUUCCAAUAACAAUCGUUUGCGUCCAAUGCCGAAGACUAACUACGGAUUGAGACGUUCUUAUUUCUUGUUACUUUGACCACAGAUACUGCACAGAAUAAAUAAUUAAAUUGGAUAUUAUAUGAGGUCCCCCUCAGUCCAAUCUUUGACUAUAGGACCUCCUCCUGUAUAUACCAUGUACAUGUAAUGUGUUUUAUGCAUAAUAAAAACGAUUGUGGUAAUUGAAAAUUCA